Messenger RNA from Periconia digitata, 992 nucleotides. NCBI's taxonomy places the organism in Eukaryota, Fungi, Ascomycota, Dothideomycetes, Pleosporales, Periconiaceae. The record is from the annotation of a GenBank genome assembly.
CCCCAUCAUCAGGAACGCAGUUGUUGAACCACACGGCUGCCUGCCAUCUCCACUCCAUCUACAUCUCCCGUCCGCCCAACAUGAUGCUUUCACGAGCUGCGCGCCCUGCGCUGAGGGCUGGUCUCGCCGCCGCCGCACGGCCCGCACCCCUCAUCAACAACAAUGCCGCCACAUACGCCACCCUUCGCGAGAUCGAGGACCGUCUCAAGUCCAUCAAGAACAUUGAGAAGAUCACCAAGACCAUGAAGAUUGUCGCCUCCACCAAGCUCACCCGUGCCCAAAGGGCCAUGGCUGACUCUCGUACCUACGGACAAACCUCAAACACCGUCUUCGAAAAGGCCGAGACCAAGCCGCUGGAGGGUGAUGGCAAGAAGUCGUUGAUCGUCGUGUGCAGCUCCGACAAGGGUCUUUGCGGUGGUAUCCAUUCGGGUAUGUCGAGGGCCGUCAGGAGGAUGUUGGCCGAGCAGCCCGAGGCCGAGCUCGUAGUCUUGGGCGAGAAGUGCAAGGCUCAGCUGUCCCGUUCCAAUGGCAAGAACUUCGUUCUCAACUUUGCCGGCGUGGGCAAGGACAUUCCCACUUUUUCCGACGCUGCCUCCAUCGCCGACCGCAUCACCAUGCUCCCCGGCGACUACUCCUCCAUCAAGAUCGUCUACAACAAGUUCAUCAACGCCCAGAGCUACGAGCCCGUUGUCGUCGAGGCUUUCUCCGAGGAGGCCAUCGCCCAGUCCCCUCAAUACUCCGCUUUCGAGAUUGACGACGAAGUCCUGCCCAACCUCCGCGAAUACGCUCUCGCCAACUCGCUCUUCUGGGCUCUUGCCGAGGGACACGCUUGCGAACAGUCUGCACGACGAAACGCCAUGGACAACGCUUCCAAGAACGCCGGUGAUAUGAUCAACAAAUUCCAGAUCUUGUUCAACCGCACUCGUCAAGCCGUCAUUACUGGUGAACUUGUGGAGAUCAUCACUGGUGCUGCUGCCUCUGAGGACAGCUAG